Molecule: messenger RNA, 2526 nt
Organism: Alternaria arborescens
Lineage: Eukaryota; Fungi; Ascomycota; Dothideomycetes; Pleosporales; Pleosporaceae
Exons: 5
Coding region: 1-2526 (841 amino acids)
Source: RefSeq, a predicted model, not a curated record
AUGACUACCAACUUCAGAGAGUGCGCCAAGCGAUUCGCAGAAAACUCAACACUCCGCGAAACAUGGGGUUGGCAUGGUAAGAUCAUCGGAAUCGAUUACAACUCUACGACCCAGAUAUCCCGUGAAGGGUGCAUAUACCUUUGUGGUAACGGCGCGCAUUACUACCCGUGGAAAGACGUUUCAGGUGUAAUCACCACCUGGAUACUCCCAAUCAUCGGUGUUCUUUUGCAGGCACCUUUUGAGAGCAACGCAACUCAACGAACAUUGUUGGCCAUCACGCGGUGGGUUGGCUCGCCCAUCGCAUCGAUAUCCUACGUCCUAUGGAAUAUCAAAGUGUCUGCCAAGGCUGCCAUGAUGGUUGACAUGGCUGUCAAGUAUGACGAGACCCCCCAUCGCAAGACCGACUUCGGUAGCAUGCGAGACUCUAUGUAUCUCUUGCUGGUUAUGAAUCAGUACACGCUAAAGCCUACGGUCAUGUCGAAAGACCUUCAGAAAGAAGCCGAGGGCCUAUUGCGCAUCACGCUCUUUAGCAAAGACCUUGUGUUAACAGAUACCGACAAGACGCUCCGUCAAAUGAGACGCAUACUGGCCCGUGAGGUGCGUGAGAUGAGAAGAAGGGGGACCGUUCCGGUCUUUAUAUCCAUCAUGUGGUUCUUAUUCGCAUUUGCGCUUUCCAUUCAAGAUGCUUUCGGUGACCUGGGAAACAACUCAACCGCUCACGAUUUGGCAUUGGGCUGUUUGCUGGCCUGGUUCCCAGUUCUAAUUAUGGGCUCUAUUGUUGACCGCAAUCCCAUAGCAGCAGAAGCGAUCCGCAAAAAGCUCAGCACCUUGGUCGAUCACGUCCGUCACGCACUACGCGACAAGCAACAUCGCGACGAAUUCAUCAAGACCUUUAGAGAUCAACCAGACUACCAUGAGCUGAAGUGCCGUAUCGAGAGUGUGGCGGACAAGGGCGAGUACAUGGAAGAAUUCUUCGUGGAUUUCGCCGGUCAGGCAAGAAUUCGAUGGCAUUAUGGUGCCGCACAUGCAAUUCUCUCUGAUAUAGAAGACUGCUAUAUUGAGAGGAAAGGCCGUAAUUGGCUGGCUAAUGAGCGCGAAGCACGAGCAAGUCUUGUGUUGGGGCCUGUCAAUGAGGAAGGGUUGGUUUGGUUCGAUGUCCGAGAGUUCUGGCAAGUGCUAAGUGCCAUCAUCAUCGUUGCUGGAAGUUGCGGAGGUGCAUUCAUCUUAAGUUACUUCACACCCACCGUUGGCCUCGGUUGCCGCAGUGGAGGAUACACCAUCUUCUUCGCUGUUGCAUUGGGGCUGCUUAUCGUCGAAAUGACCGUCUGGAUGUUCCUUUCGCCGUACGAGUUCGAUGCGCUGUGUUCGCCAUGGCUGGGCAGAGUUGGAAGUCGUCUACACAGCCAUGUCACCUUUAACCAUUGGGAGGACGAUGCACAGGCGAGCUGGGGAAGACUCAAGCGAAGAGCGUCGCGAAUAGUUGACGCUACGAGCGGCCUUUUGAUCGGUUGUAUAGUCUCCAUAGUUCUUGUAGCGCCUUGGGUGGACAGAGCAGCCACCAGGGAAAAGAUUCAGGUAGCAUUGGAGAGGGAAAGAACUAGUCUCCGUGAAAUGCCUAUCAAAAGGAGGUGGGAGCUCUUCUUUUUCCGGCCAGUAGAGACAUUCAACACCAUAUGGUUAAUAUACAUCGUCAUGGCGCAGGUCUUUGAUCAGUCGAAUAGCCUAUGGGUCGCCUGGUGCUGGAUCUCCGGGACUGUCUUGACAGCAACAGUGAUGGGUUUAUCCAUGUUCUACAUCACUGUCGAAUGGUGUCAACAGUCCUUCCUAUCGACCGAGGAUUACGAAGACGCUAUGAAAGGACUGAGAAUGACACGAGCCUACCGGUCAUGGACGCUCUUCGCUCGCCGUACCUCUCGUGUUACAAUGAACCAUUUAGAAAAGCUUGCUCUUGCCAUUGGUUUGAUCAAGAAGCGUAAAAAGACGCUCAUGUGGACAAGGCAUCACACAUGGAAUCCGCUUGUUCCUCGCCGGACUUCCUCGUCAGGAAGAGACUAUUUCCGCGGAGCGCCGUCGAUUGAACUGACACCUUACGACAACGAUAGAGUGCCCGAUGUUGUCUUCGAAACCCCAGCAAUGGCUCACUCGUUGUUUCCACCAGCUAUCACACCACGUCGGACACGCAACGAGAGCGACGCCUCCCUCGAUCCACUUGACCUACCCGGUCGGCCCCGCACAAGCGGCGACUCUUCGACACCCCUUAUACAAAGGCCGUCGCAAGUAUAUCAGCAGAAUGAAGCAGACGGUCACGUGGUCGGCGAAGAGCGCAGAAGCUCAGAGACUCCUCUCAUAGAACCAGGUCUGGUGCGUAGUAACGCACAGACAGGGCCACAUAUGCAGGAUGCAGUGCAGAACCGGCAGGGCUAUCAUCGUGCACACUCGGAUCAGGGAUCUGCACUUCAGUCGAGAGAUACUGAACACGCUGGUUUGGGGAUAUCGUCUUCCUCGCAAGACCAUAACUACAGGUAG